AUGUCGGAAAACAGGCUUGUCGAUGCGUGGCAGGAUUGUGUCAGCGAAGCCGUCCCCGCAAAGAUCGCAGCUGAGGACGAGCUCACGAAAGCAUAUCAAACUCAUACCGAGCAAGUAAAACGCACGCACGAUUACGAACCGUUCAUUCAUGGCUUCAUCACAUGUUUGCAUCGGGAUCAUCUGCUGAACCCGCUCAUCGGUCGGGAUGAGGAUGGGAAGAGGCUACCGGCUACCAAAACUAGACGGUGA
Messenger RNA from Punctularia strigosozonata HHB-11173 SS5, 249 nucleotides. RefSeq lists its product as uncharacterized. Bases 1 to 249 code for a protein of 82 amino acids. The transcript is spliced from 2 exons. NCBI's taxonomy places the organism in Eukaryota, Fungi, Basidiomycota, Agaricomycetes, Corticiales, Punctulariaceae. The record is from RefSeq and is a predicted model, not a curated record.